GAGCAGCUGGUGCUCUCGCCAGGGCAGUGGCCGGUGAGCGACAACACCCUCAUGCACAUCGCCACCGCUGAGGCCCUCACCACAGGUAUUGCUGGUUUGUGGUUGCAGAAUUCAGAUGUGAGGGCAGCUGCUGUCAGUGAAGUCUCACUUGUGCGCCAGAUUUAGCACUGCGGUCACCGUGGAGGAAUGCCAUCGGCUCCGUGGCCGGCCCCUGAGUACCCAGGCCGCCAGCCAGACUGUGAUAAGAUAAGGCCUCCCAGCCUGUCGGGAUGGUGACGCAGCUGAGUCUGCCGGUUAUGGAAUGCAGACGCUUCCCGUUUCUGGUAUUUUCAGGCAGAUUCCUGGGUGCCUCGGGGGUCAGCAGCGCCAAGAGCAAACCCGCCGGGCCAGGCCUGCACAGCACAGCUGGGCUGUGUUCCAGCCGCACACAGCUGGCGCGUACUCAUGAGCGUCGCUCUUGUCAUGUGUCUGGUGCUGUGUGUGCACGAGCACACGCGUCCACGUCUCUUCACGUGUGCCCUCCCCCUCUCUGGUGGCAGCUCAAUAAGCAUUUGGUGAAUGCAGAGCCCAGGGCCGUGUGUCGGGGGCUGCGUGGUUGCCCCGGGAGGGCCCUGGCGCAGGUGGGCGCUCCGUGCCGACGACGCGCUGUCCGAGGCUGGACCCCUGUGCCCCGCGGUGCGGCGUGCGUGUUCAAAGGGUCGCGCAGCUGCGGGGCGUCGUCCACAAAGAGGACAGUGAGUUCCUUCCACGUGAUUGCAGCGCUCAGACGCGGGGGAGGGGGGGUCUUUGCCGCCCUGUUCCGGCCUCUGGUCUGUGGGCCGUGAGGAUGCGCCCCUGCAAGACCCCCACGGGAACCGCUCACUCCAGAGACCAAGCGAGCAUGUGUUCAACUUGCUGAAAAUCAGAGUGGAAAUUUCAUUUUUGUUUUUCCUUUAAAUAACAGCUGUAGCCUACAGAAGGGGGUCUUUGAGCAACGCUAGUGAUGUAGGAGCCACCUCCUCCGUGGCGUGUGCUCACGUAUGAUCUUCCACAGGUGUCGCUCACGUGAUACCAUCGCCUCCGUCUUACACAGGAGGGACGGACCCACAGAGAGGCUGAGCCGCUUGCCCGGGGCCACACAGCCUGCGCGUGGCAGAGCAUCCCGGGGCCACACGGCCUGGCCUGGAGCCUGUGCGUCCCGGCCCCUAAGGCCACCGUGGGCCGGGCGAGCACCUGGCUGUGCAGCAGCUUUGCAACCUGUUUUCCAGAGCCUGGCAGGUCGGACAGAGCGCACGUCUAAGUUUCACGCGCAAGUCCCUCAGCCAGGAACCUCGCGGCUACGUGGUCCGCCAGCCCCAGUUCUGUGCCCGCAUGAGCAUCCGCGGAAGGCCGGGCGCAGCCCGCGUGGCCCCAGCGUGGGGGCAUGGGGGGUACUGAGCGGGAAACAGCAGCGCCCCAUGUCCUACAGGGCACGUAAGCAGCGCCAUCUACACAGCCAUGAGCAAGGCACCCUGUCACUGUGUCACUCUGCAGGCACUCAGCAAAUACCUGCCACCCGCCAGCUCCCGCCGGGCUCCUCCUCCCAGCAGCCUGCCCUUCUGCCCUACUCCUGCUGGCCCAGAGAACUGGGGAGGGGCCGCGCUGAGCCCACCUCCUCACGGGUCACAGGAGGAUUACGUGGGGCAGCCCACCUGAAGCAGAAGGUGGGCUCGGUGAGCUGACGUGGACAGUGGCUCACGGCAACACAGCUAACGUCAUGUCUGCAAACCGUCGCGAGCUGCUGAGGGUCCGCAGCCCGACUGUCGUGGCCGAGUGGGCAGCGCGAGAGGGCGGCCGGCAGGGGGUGCCGUGCAGCCCGGCGACCUCUUCUUCCCUGGGUGGCCUGACACCAGCCACGGGGCGGAGCCUGGGCCUGGGGAGCGAACAUUUGAAACAGUUGGCGUUUUGCUACAAGUGACUUGAUACUGACUACUGGUGCCUGGACGACCUGUACCGGGAGAUGGUGCGGCGCUACGUGGACAUCGUCGAGAAGCUUCCAGAACGCCGGCCAGACCCAGCCACCGUCGAAGCCUGCUCCCAGCUGAAGCCAGACAACUACCUGCUCGCCUGGCACACGCCCUUCAACGAAAAGGGUUCAGGGUUCGGAGCGGCCACGAAAGCCAUGUGCGUGGGCAUGCGGUACUGGGGGCCCGAGCGCCUGGACACCCUGGUGGAGGUCAGCAUCGAGUGCGGCCGGAUGACCCACAACCACCCCACAGGCUUCCUCGGGUCCCUGUGCACGGCCCUGUUCGUGUCCUACGCCAUCCAAGGAAAGCCGCUGGUGCAGUGGGGCCGGGACAUGCUGCGGGUGGUCCCGCUGGCCGAGGAGUACUGCAGGAAGACCAUCCGGCACAUGGCAGAGUACCAGGAGCACUGGUUCUACUUUGAAGCUAAAUGGCAGUUCUAUCUGGAGGAGAGGAAGAUCAGUGAGGACAAGGACGACAAAGCCACCUUCCCUGACAACUAUGACGCCGAGGAGAGGGACAAGGCCUACAGAAAGUGGAGCUCAGAAGGCCGCGGGGGAAGACGAGGCCACGACGCCCCCAUGAUCGCGUACGACGCCCUCCUCGCGGCGGGUGGCAGCUGGACAGAGCUGUGUCGCCGCGCCAUGUUCCACGGAGGUGAGAGCGCGGCCACGGGCGCCAUCGCGGGCUGCCUGUUCGGACUGCUGUACGGCCUGGACCCCGUCCCCAGAGGCCUGUACCAGGACCUGGAGCACAGGGAGAAGCUGGAGGCCUUGGGCGCGGCCCUGCACCGCCUGUCCACCCAGGAGAAGUAAAGCCUCUCUGCCCCCGGGCCGGGGAGCCGCCUGUGGGUCCCUCGCCCGGAGUCACCUGUUCUCCUCCCGGCGCAGAGCCCCAGCCGCCGUGUAAAACGCACCGUGUGUCCUGCGUGGUGUGGGACUCGCCGCCCAGCCUCCAGUGCGGCGGUUACAGACAGUCUCUGGGACAGCCGUGUGUUUUCUGUGUCCCAGAACUAACACGUUUGCUCGCGCACGCCGGCGGCACUAACGGCCCCGCUGCAGCCCCAGGCGCCGUGGCCGCUGGCCUCAGCCCCGCUGUCUCCUCAGCACCUCCCGCGGCAGUGGGCGUGUCCUUGCGGCAGGGAAAGCAGCCCACUCCUUGCCUUCUGGGUGUAGCCGAAGCCCUGCCCUAACCCCCCAGCCCAGUUUUUAAUCACACUAGAUUUGUAAGAUCAACCUCUUUAGAGCAACUUGCCUGAGAAGAGCGGGAAGUGACAGCCUCGCGCUGUGUCCUCGUUGGUCCGCGCGGCUUAGCGGGUCGGGUCCAAACGGCAGAGGAGGCCUCUGACCCCCUACACCCUCUCCCUGCAGGCUCACUCCGUGUCCCCGCAGCCGGGGUCUCUGUCUCGGAGAGCCUUCGGAUGGAGAACAUGUGCUCUUGUUGUCUAACGUAAAUCUGGACACAAUUUUUUUCAAGCAGCAUCUGGUGUGAAUAAAACAGCAGUUGAGACUGA
This is a messenger RNA of Lemur catta (Ring-tailed lemur), 3495 nucleotides long. RefSeq names its product protein ADP-ribosylarginine hydrolase-like protein 1. Gene Ontology annotation, molecular function: magnesium ion binding; ADP-ribosylarginine-[protein] hydrolase activity. Gene Ontology annotation, biological process: protein de-ADP-ribosylation. Bases 1979 to 2797 code for a protein of 272 amino acids. NCBI's taxonomy places the organism in Eukaryota, Metazoa, Chordata, Mammalia, Primates, Lemuridae. The transcript is spliced from 8 exons. The record is from RefSeq and is a predicted model, not a curated record.